Molecule: messenger RNA, 1200 nt
Organism: Westerdykella ornata
Lineage: Eukaryota; Fungi; Ascomycota; Dothideomycetes; Pleosporales; Sporormiaceae
Exons: 3
Coding region: 1-1200 (399 amino acids)
Cellular component (GO): cytoplasm
Molecular function (GO): GTPase activity
Source: RefSeq, a predicted model, not a curated record
AUGCCUUUCGCACAAUUGGUGAUAGGGCCGCCUGGCUCUGGAAAGUCGACAUACUGCGACGGAAUGCACCAGUUCAUGACGGCCAUCGAGCGCAAGUGCUCUGUAGUGAAUCUCGAUCCCGCAAACGACCGUACUUCAUAUCCAUGCGCCCUUGAUGUCAGAGAUCUGGUGACAAUAGACGAAAUAAUGGAGCAGGAGGACCUGGGCCCGAAUGGAGGUGUGCUUUACGCCUUGGAGGAGCUCGAACAUAACUUCGAGUGGCUAGAGGAGGGAUUGAAGGCGCUCGGAGAUGAUUAUAUUCUCUUUGACUGCCCUGGACAAGUAGAACUGUUCACACACCACUCCUCCCUACGCAAUAUAUUCUUCCGCCUCCAAAAACUCGGGUAUAGAUUAGUGGUCGUACACCUGACCGACUCGAUCGUAAUAUCAAGGCCUUCAUUAUACGUAUCAUCACUACUGCUAGCAUUGCGCAGUAUGCUGCAGAUGGACCUUCCGCAUCUGAACGUCCUUACAAAGAUUGACAAUCUGAAGAACUUCCCAGACCUGCCCUUCAACCUGGAUUUCUAUACAGAGGUACAGGAUUUGAAUUACCUGUUACCUUAUCUGAAUAAGGAGCAAACGUCCGGCAUACCAGGUCCGCGCACGACGAAGACGUCGAGGGAAGAGGACGAUGACAUGGACGCGGAUCAGCCGACGUCCAAAUAUGCGGCACUCAAUCAAGCUAUUGUGGAGCUGGUGGAAGACUUCGCACUCGUCGGCUUUGAGACAUUGGCCGUGGAGGACAAGAAGAGCAUGUUGACGUUAUUGCGUGCCAUAGAUCGUGCAGGAGGAUAUGCUUUUGGAGGGAUCGAAGGAGCGAACGACACUGUGUGGCAAAUGGCCAUGAGAUCGGAUGCUGUGACCAUGGAUGCAAGAGAUGUGCAAGAGCGGUGGUUGGAUCGGAGAGAAGAGAUGGAUGAGGAGGAAAGGAAGGAGUGGGAGAAGGAGGCGGGAAUUUCGCCGGCUGCGCAACCGGUUCCCAGUGCUGCCAAUGUCUCAAACCUGGUUGAGAGACCUUCGAAGCAACCGGAGGAUCCGCGGUCUGAACAGACAAGACCAGAAGCGGCGGGAGAUGACGAAGAUAUGGAAGAUCUCGAAGAGAUGCGCAAGUUCAUGGAAAGUAAACAGAAAGACAGCGGGAUCAAGGUCGUUCGCAGAUAG